UGGGACGGAAAGAUGGAAAGCCGGCGAGGUCGCCGCCGCCGCCAAUUGUGAGUGUGGCACCGAUGGUGGACGUGACGGACCGUCAUUUCCGGUCUUUGAUUCGCAUCAUGACCAAGCGGACUCUUCUCUACACGCCAAUGUACCUCGCACGUCGGGUGGCGCUGCGCAAGCGGCAUGAGGUGUCGCAGAUGCUGCUCUUCCGUCCAGCCGAGCUGCCACUGGCCGUGCAACUCGGUGGAGACGACGUCAACCACAUCAUGAGCGCUGCACGGAAAUGCCAAGACGCAGGUUUCAGUGAGAUCAACUUGAACCUGGGGUGUCCAGCGGGGACCGCCCAGGAGCGCAACUUCGGCGCGACGUUGAUGAAACCACCGCACAACAGAAUCUCGGCGCUCGUCAAGACGAUGACGUCGCAGCUAGAUGUGCCCGUGUCGGUGAAGGUCCGCAUUGGUGUCGAUUCGUACGAUGACUAUCCGUUCUUCCGCAACUUUAUCGAGCAAUUGCAUGUGGUCGGCGGGUGCAAUCGUUUCGUGGUGCAUGCACGCAAGGCGCUGCUGGACGGCAUCAGCACGCGGCAAAAUCGCGUGGACGAGCUCGUGCCGUUGCGCCACGACUGGGUCUAUCGUCUCAAGCACGAGAUGCCGCAGUUGCACAUCGAGAUCAACGGCGGGAUCAAGUCUAUCGAUGACAUGCACACGCAUUUGGCCCACCCGUGUGGUUUGAACGGUGUGAUGAUGGGUCGGUUGGCCCGCGACAACCCGUUUACGUUCACCGAGGUCGACUCCCGUUUGUUUGGCGAUCGAAACGUGUGGAAGCGCAUGUCGCCAGUUGAAGGUCGCAUCGAGGUGCUUCGACAAUACGCCGAGUACGCCGUCGCCGAGCAAGCACAAGGGGUGGAAUCGCGACGGGAGAUGCUCCUGCGCCCGACCAACCAAGUGUUUGAAGGGUGCCCGCUGGAAAAGCACGUGUUUGCGACGUUGCUCCGGGGGACACCAAAAGAGCACCGACCGCCCCUGUUUGGACACGAAUUGCUUCAAGCUCUCGAGCGACUUCCCGCCGCCGUCGAAGCGGAACAGAAGAAGCGCAGGUUGCAGCACCAACCGCGGCAGAAAACGUCUUGGCAGGUUCCCGAGAAAAGUCGUCGGGCAGCGCCAUUCGUAGCGCGGACUCAGCAACAGCCUCGCCAUGCACGAGCGGCAGACUCGACAGCGCCACGACCAACAACGCAACGGCACAAGAGCGUGCGGAUGCGGCAAUCCAGAGCACGUUCGUAGACGAUAGGCAAGAGAUUGGUGCGAGGCGUACUACGACGCGGGGCAUGCGACGAUUCGAGCUCCGCUCUUUGCAUCAUGGACAACGACGAUUGCGCCCCGUGGGCUGCUAACGCGUUCAAGGCAGUGUUGUGGUGUACAGGUUUUUCAGACUCGGGUGGUGUCAACUGCCCUGGGAGAAAAUGACUUUGGUGAAAUCGUGUCUGCAUUUCGUUGCUGGGCAUGCUCUCGACACGGGGGUUCGUCGCAUCUAUUACGACGACGACCCUCAUGAGCAUUCGCUUCGUUGACGCUGCCGCCGUCGUCGAUGAAACACCACAGGAAGAAGAAGCAGCAGCAGCAGCAGGCGGGAUUUACGACAAGUACAAGCUUGUGGCAAACACAACGUCCCGCUUGAUGCUUUCCGACGCAAUUUCCAUCUUGCGGUAUAGACGUGGGUCUCCAAUCACGCGCGCGGCGUUGCGGACUUCGCGGCAGACUUCAUCGAGCCGCGUCAUGCACCGAACGAUCGACCCUUCCGGGACAUCCGUGAGUUGGCAGAUCGACUGGAACGGCAUUCCUCGACUCCAUUCGUACACGACUUCCAUCAGGCCAAAGUUGAGUGUCGACUUGACGUAUUCGAGCGGGUCGAUUUCCAACUGGGCUUCCAGUUGAAUCAACCCGAGUGACGUGGCAAUCGCUUGGACCUACCCGCCCUGGAGCGUCAGCAUCUCUCGACCACCCCUGCACGACGU
Molecule: messenger RNA, 2005 nt
Organism: Aphanomyces invadans
Lineage: Eukaryota; Oomycota; Saprolegniomycetes; Saprolegniales; Verrucalvaceae
Exons: 3
Coding region: 63-1274 (403 amino acids)
Biological process (GO): tRNA dihydrouridine synthesis
Molecular function (GO): tRNA dihydrouridine synthase activity; flavin adenine dinucleotide binding
Source: RefSeq, a predicted model, not a curated record